CAGCUGUUACCUGUAACGUAUUGUGGUGUGCACACACUGGCGCCCAGAUCAAACAAAUUGUUUCGCAAAUAAAUGGAAUUUUAGCAUAGAAUGGAUGAGGAGGAGCAUUUACACCGAUUCGGAACUCCACUGCCGGCCUUGGAGAAGGAUGUUGUGCCUGCUAAAAAGCCUGUGGCCAUCGAGGAUCAAAUUGUGAAGGAUGAAAAUGGAAAGCGGAGAUUCCAUGGAGCCUUCACCGGAGGCUUCAGUGCGGGCUUCUGGAACACGGUGGGCUCACAGGAGGGCUGGACGCCGCAGACCUUUAAGAGCUCGCGUGCCGAGCGUGCGGAGUCAAGGGCUCAACUUAAACCAGAAGACUUUAUGGACAAGGAGGAUCUGGGCGAGUUUGGCAUUGCACCGCAAGGCAUUCGCACGCGCGAUGAGUUUGCUAAGGAGGACGAACAGGAGCAGCGUUCUGGUCAGAGGCGUCGCAAGCUAAUGCAGCCUGAGUUGGGUGUCGGACCCAUACCAGGGGUUCCAGUGCUAGAGCAACUGCUACGACCAGUCCGAGAUAAGGUCGCGGUGCGAAUACUUAAGAGCAUGGGCUGGAAACCUGGCCAAGGUGUGGGCCCACGGCAAACUCGAAAGGAGAAGCGACAGGCUACGGCCAGAAAUUCCAAGGAGCAGUAUCUUUUGGAGCACUACGGCGCGGAGGGAUUACCUUCCCAUAAAGAGACAAAUGAAGAUGAUAGCAAUACUGAAGACGAAGACGAUGAAGAUAUUACAUUUGCUCCGGACGACUACGAACCCAUCUUUUACACCCCCAAAGAGAAUCGCUUUGGCAUGAGCUACUCCGGUCUCAACCGCGACCCCAUCCUGUCCAAAUCGUCCUCUUCUUCUGCCAAGCCUAUGCAACACAUCAAUCUCUUUGGUGAGAUGGAAGCGCAGGCUAACAAAAAGCAACUAUCCAUACGGGGUCAAGCCUUUGGAGUGGGUGCCUUUGAAGAAGAGGACGAGGAUAUAUAUGCCCGCGAUGAUAUGACCCGCUACGAUUUCUCGUUGGCGGACAGGAAACCGAAGCAAAAAAAGCAGCAACAUGUCCAGCAGCGCCAUGUCAUCGAUGGUUUCGGUGAGGACAAGUCGGCGGCGGUGCUGCAGAAGCCUUAUGCCAUUGAUUUGCCUAGGGAUUUUCAGCCCAGGAAUUGGCUGCAGCGAAGAAGUCGCUUUGCACCAAUGGAUAAAGAGAGAGCCAAGAAACUGGAGACAGCCUCGGAGUACAAACGGUCUGGUUUGGGAAGGCACGAUCUAAAUCCCGAUCAACGUGCAGAACUUCUAGGCGAGCAAAAGAAAGAGGACAAGACUGCGGAGGAGCAGCCUAAACGGAAUCCCUUUAAGGAUCGUGGUAAAUCCUUACUGGAACGCAUUAAUGCCAGGACCGAGGGCUUUACCAAGGGCGGCGUGAUCACCGAAAGCGGCGAGGAGCAGCAAACUGAAGUGGCAAAAGAAGUAAAGGAUGCAAAUGCCGCCAUACAAGAAAAAGCGGCCCUUAAGACGAAGGAUUUGCCUUCCGCGAUAAAUUCUUCAGGCGCUUUUAAGCCUUUUCUAGCUGAUGAAGCUAAACAGCUGCGAUAUGAAAAAUUCGUAUCCUCAAAACUUACAGAUGACAAGGAAGUAACGGAGUUCCUGGCCAGCAUGCAACCGGUUUCACUAUCUCUGUGGGAUAGGGAGAUGGAGAAAAAGGAGUUUAUCCAGGCGGCAAAAAUAUAUCGUCCAUUAGAUGGUCUCAUGAACGACAGGUUCGUUUCGGAAGCCUAUGUUCAAGCAGAGAAAGUAAAGGAGCAAGAGAAGCCGCCGGAGGAGCGAAAGAUUGUGAUGGAGCGAACCAAGACCAUGUGGAAACCCACGGCACUGCUGUGCAAGCGGUACAAUAUUGCGGAGCCCUUUGGAGGUGCCAUGCUAGAACCAGAAAAGGAGCUGAAGACCAAGCCGAAGAUUUCAGUAUUCGAUUAUCUGGAGACGUCCGUAAACACGAAAGCAAACUUCCAAACCCCCUCUAUUAUUCCCAAGCACAUCGAAAAACCAAAGCCGAAAGAUGUAGAGCCACCUCCAUCUCCACCUCCAGCUCCUCCGCCAGAAGCUAAGAUACAGGAUAAACCUACUUUAAAAGAAGAGCCGUCUAAGCUUACUUUCGUGCCAAAAACUCCCUUGGAGCAGGCAGUGGAUGCGUCACGCAACAAACCCAUCUCAGAGAAAGUUGACCUGUUCAAAAGCAUCUUCGAGGACAGCGACGAGGAGGAGACGGUUGAAAAACCUCCUGAGAAUGCAGCGCAGGAUAAAUUAGCUGCCCUGCAAGAGGCUCUGGGCUUACCCGUAACAUCGACCACCUCAGCUGCCGCACAAAAUGUCCUGAGAAACAAUUCGCCACCACGAGGUAUCUUUGCAUCCUUAUUUAAGCCUAAGGAUGACGAGGCUGCCAAAGAGCCAGCACCGCCCAAGUUUGCUCCCAUCGAGGGAAACAAGUUGAAAAUCGCCUACAAAUCUCGAGAGGAGCGUCUGAGAAACGAUAAAGAGUUGGCAAUGGCUGAGGUGCCGCCCGAGGAUAUUUACGGACCAAAGUUGCCAACAGCACCGCCUCAGAAGCCCGCUACUCCAGAGAUUCAGGCAGAGGCCAAUAUUGAUGCCAGACUUCAGCAGCUUUGGCAGCAGCACGCGCCCAAAAAGCGGAAAGCCGAAAAGUGGGUGGAGAAGACAAGCACCUUCAGCAGCGAAGACAGCGAUGCUAGCUCUAGUGACGACUCCUCAUCCUCCGAUUCUUCAGGUGGCAAGGGCAAGCGAUCCAAACUCAGCAAAGCCAAGAAGUCGCACAAGAGCUCGAGCUCAAAAAAGUCCAAGAAAUCAAAACUGAGCUCCAAGAAAAAAUCCAAAAAGAGCGAAAAAUCCAAGCACAAGGCCAAGAAGAAGAAAAGCAAACACUGACUGUAAAUAGUUAAUAAAAAAGAUUUGGUUUA
This is a messenger RNA of Drosophila yakuba, 2987 nucleotides long. RefSeq names its product G patch domain-containing protein 1 homolog. Bases 91 to 2955 code for a protein of 954 amino acids. NCBI's taxonomy places the organism in Eukaryota, Metazoa, Arthropoda, Insecta, Diptera, Drosophilidae. The record is from RefSeq and is a predicted model, not a curated record. Gene Ontology annotation, cellular component: nucleus. Gene Ontology annotation, biological process: mRNA processing. The transcript has 3 exons. Gene Ontology annotation, molecular function: RNA binding.